AUGGACUCCGCGCCGUCAGGAUUGAGCGCAGAGGAUGCAGACCUGGCAGAUGAGCUGUUGGUUGGUUUCGAACAAGGAGCUGAAUCAGCAUCACGGGUGGUUCGACUAGCCACGGUUGCCAACAAUCGGCUUCAGAAGCAGGGCCCCUUGGCCUAG
Molecule: messenger RNA, 156 nt
Organism: Durusdinium trenchii
Lineage: Eukaryota; Dinophyceae; Suessiales; Symbiodiniaceae
Source: the annotation of a GenBank genome assembly